Messenger RNA from Arabidopsis thaliana (thale cress), 366 nucleotides. RefSeq names its product early-responsive to dehydration protein-related / ERD protein-like protein. The transcript is spliced from 3 exons. Bases 1 to 366 code for a protein of 121 amino acids. The record is from RefSeq and is marked reviewed. NCBI's taxonomy places the organism in Eukaryota, Viridiplantae, Streptophyta, Magnoliopsida, Brassicales, Brassicaceae.
AUGGAGAGACAAAAGAGCAUGGAAGCCAGUUUACUCAGGAAGAGUCUCAGCAUAAGAGAAAGGAAACACCCAAAUGAAGAUGGUUACCCUGAAUCCACUUCGGAGGUCACCAAACAACCAAAUCUGUUCUUUGUGUUGAUUGGAUCCGUACAGACGCUCCUCUUCUCUGUCUUCACUCUGAUUUGUUUUCUUGCACAGGUGGUGGUCUUGUCUGUUGAGAAGAGGAAGAACACUUCGACGUCGUUUUCUUUCUUUGACUCUUUAGCUGAACUUGAGCUCUGCUUCGAUCUCAUUUCAGAUCUUGGAGCUGUUGAUGGCGGAGCAGUGGAGCUCUUGCUAAUAGCUACUACAACUAACCAUAAGUGA